Messenger RNA from Ogataea polymorpha, 2494 nucleotides. RefSeq lists its product as uncharacterized. Lineage: Eukaryota; Fungi; Ascomycota; Pichiomycetes; Pichiales; Pichiaceae. Gene Ontology annotation, molecular function: single-stranded DNA helicase activity; 3'-5' DNA helicase activity; ATP binding. The record is from RefSeq and is a predicted model, not a curated record. Gene Ontology annotation, cellular component: MCM complex; nucleus. The transcript has a single exon. Gene Ontology annotation, biological process: mitotic DNA replication initiation; DNA replication; double-strand break repair via break-induced replication. The coding region runs from base 41 to 2494 and encodes 817 amino acids.
CGACGAUGAGAGUGAUGAGGAGGUCGGCACAGGUCCUGUGAUGCCGUCCUCACCGGCUGGCGCUGGCUCGUCUACCGGAUCGUCCCCUCGACACAUGCCUUCUUCCCCUGGUCUCCCUUUUGACGAUGAAGAGGAAGGAGAACGCGAAUAUUUCAACGACGUGGAUGAUUUAGAAGAGCAGUUGGAAGAACAAACGGGCGUGGAUUUGAUUGGCGAUGCGAUGGAGCGCGACUACGUCCCCAAUCCCGAACAGGACACAUACGAAGAGGCUGAUCUCGAUGACCAGGAAUACGAAGAGUUGUCUGCGGCAGAAAGAAGACGCGUCGACCAGAUGCUCAAUCAGCGUGACCAGCUUGUGCGAGGUGCUAACUUGGAUCUUGAUGACGCCAUGGACAACGAUGUGCCAAGAGAUGAGUACGGUCUGCCUAUCCAGAGACGGCGUAGAAGGCACAGGUACGAUGAAGAUCCGGAGGAUUACCUGGAUGACAUGGAUCCUUUGACAGAGGAGCUGAGUCUGGAGGCUCUGGCCGAGGUCAAAGCCCCUUCCAUCCUUGAGUGGGUGGUAAUGCCAAACGUUACUAGAUCGAUUGCCAGAGAACUGAAAUCGUUCUUGCUGGAAUUCACUGACGAACAGGGUCGGUCUGUGUAUGGAAGUCGAAUUCGGACGCUCGGUCAGAUCAACAGCGAGAGUCUUGAAGUUUCAUAUGUGCACUUACUUCACUCGAAAGCUAUUUUGGCCCUGUUCCUCACUACCUGUCCAGAGGAGAUUUUAAAGAUUUUUGACGUGGUCGCCAUGGAGGCGACAGAGCUGCACUAUCCGGACUACAGCCAGAUCCACUCUGAGAUUCAUGUCCGGAUCGCCGAUUACCCAACAAUCAACAACCUGAGAGAGCUCAGAGAGUCUAAUUUGAACUCCCUCGUUCGUGUCAGUGGUGUUGUCACAAGGAGAACAGGUGUAUUCCCGCAGCUGAAGUAUGUCAAGUUCAACUGUCUCAAGUGCGAUGCUGUGCUGGGACCAUUUUUCCAGGACUCAAACCAGGAAGUUCGAGUCACGUUCUGCACCAACUGCCAAUCUCGUGGACCUUUCAGAAUGAACACGGAAAAAACAUUAUACAGAAACUAUCAAAGGAUUACCCUGCAAGAGGCUCCCGGAUCUGUUCCUGCUGGAAGGCUGCCGCGCCAUAAGGAGGUUAUUUUGCUGUGGGAUCUUGUUGACAUUGCCAAGCCUGGAGAGGAGAUUGAGGUAACCGGUAUCUACAAAAACUCGUACGAUGGUACACUGAACGCGAAAAACGGCUUCCCAGUCUUCACUACUGUGAUUGAGGCUAACGCUAUCAGGCGGAGAGAGGGAGCGGCCAAAGGAGUCUCGGACGGUUCUUUGAUUGAAGGCGGUCUCUCGCCGUUCCAAUGGACCGAGGACGAAGAGAAGAAAAUUCGUCAACUGAGCAGAGAACGCGGAAUCAUUGACAAAAUUAUCGCCUCCAUUGCACCUUCAAUCUACGGACACAAAGACAUUAAAACUGCCGUUGCCUGCUCGUUGUUCGGUGGUGUUCCUAAAGAUGUCAAUGGAAAACACUCUAUUCGUGGAGAUAUCAACGUUCUUCUUCUUGGCGACCCUGGUACUGCAAAAUCGCAAAUUCUCAAGUACGUCGAGAAAACAGCACAUCGAGCUGUCUUUGCCACCGGCCAAGGUGCAUCUGCUGUCGGUCUUACUGCCUCCGUGAGAAAGGAUACCAUCACCAGAGAGUGGACUUUAGAAGGAGGUGCGUUGGUUUUAGCAGACAAGGGUGUCUGUCUUAUCGAUGAGUUCGACAAGAUGAACGACCAGGAUCGUACAUCGAUUCACGAGGCGAUGGAACAGCAAUCGAUUUCCAUUUCCAAGGCUGGUAUUGUGACCACUCUGCAGGCCCGAUGCUCCAUCAUUGCGGCAGCAAAUCCUAUUGGUGGUCGAUACAACUCGACUUUGAACUUGCUGCAAAAUGUGAACUUAACCGAGCCAAUCCUGUCGAGAUUCGAUAUUCUCUGUGUUGUGCGCGAUCUUGUGAAUCCAGAGGCUGACGAGAGACUUGCGGGAUUUGUCAUUGAUUCACACAUGCGGUCCCAUCCAGCCGAGGAGGACGGGGAGCGCGAAAAAGAGCAGGAGAUUUCUCCAAUAAAGCAGGAGUUCCUGGUCAAAUAUAUCCACUACGCAAGAACAAGGGUGCACCCAAAAUUGAACCAGAUGGACAUGGACAAGGUGUCGCGUGUUUAUGCCGAUUUGAGAAGAGAGAGCAAUACGACCGGAUCGUUCCCGAUUACUGUGAGACAUUUGGAAAGUAUCUUGAGAAUUGCAGAAUCGUUUGCUAAAAUGCGGCUGAGUGAGUACGUUUCCAGUUCAGACCUUGACCGGGCCAUUAAGGUCACAAUUGACAGUUUCGUGGGUGCGCAGAAGGUGAGCAUUCGGAAACAGUUGCAACGCAGAUUUAUGAAAUACACUCUGCCACAAAGGGCGUGA